AUGAAGCACCUCCUCCUCCUCGCCAUGCUCUGCCUCUCCCUGGCCAGCGGCCUGAAAAGGGUGCCCCUGGCCCGGCGCCGCUCCCUGCGGAAGCUGCUGCGGGAGCGUGGGCAGCUCUCCCACUUCUGGAAAGCCCACGGGCUGGACAUGGUGCAGGACAGCGAGGACUGCGCUGCCUUCUCAGAAGCCAACGAGCCCCUCAUCAACUACCUGGAUAUGGAGUAUUUUGGGCAGAUCUCCAUCGGAACUCCCCCCCAGAACUUCACCGUGGUGUUCGACACGGGCUCCUCCAACCUCUGGGUACCAUCUGUCUACUGCGUCAGCAAAGCCUGUGCUGGACACGCCAAGUUCCAUCCAACACAGUCCAGCACCUACCAGGUGAUAGGGACCCCUUUCUCCAUCCAGUACGGGACAGGCAGCCUGACGGGGCUCAUCGGAUCCGACCAAGUAGCCGUCGAGGGUCUCACCGUGAGCAACCAGCAGUUUGCAGAGAGCAUCAGUGAGCCAGGAAAAGCCUUCCUGGACGCCGAGUUCGACGGGAUCCUGGGCCUGGCUUACCCCUCGCUGGUCGUGGAUGGCAUCACUCCUGUCUUUGACAACAUGAUGGCACAAAAUCUGGUGGAGCUGCCCCUGUUCUCUGUCUACAUGAGCACGAACCCCGAAUCCCCCCUGGGAGGAGAGCUGCUUUUUGGGGGUUUUGACACAUCCCGCUUCACGGGGACCCUGAACUGGGUGCCAGUGACCCAGCAAGGGUACUGGCAGAUCCAGCUGGACAACAUCCAGGUGGGUGGGACAGUGACCUUCUGCGCCGACGGCUGCCAGGCCAUCGUGGACACCGGGACAUCGCUCAUCGCAGGUCCCACCAAGGAGGUCAAACAACUGCAAAACUACAUCGGUGCUGUGCCUGUGGAUGGAGAGUACGCCGUGGAGUGCAGCAACCUCAACGCGAUGCCCGACGUGACCUUCACCAUCAACGGGCUCCCCUACACGCUCAGCGCCCAGGCUUACACCCUCAUGGAGGAAGGUGGUGGUGUGACCUUCUGCCUCAGCGGCUUCAUGGGCAAUGACAUCCCCCCUCCGACAGGACCCCUCUGGAUUCUGGGAGACGUUUUUAUCCGUCAGUUCUACUCCGUCUUUGACCGUGGGAAUAACAGGGUGGGGUUGGCCCCUGCUGUCCCUUAGGGCUGGGGCAUCCUGUGGGGUAGGAGGGGAACAGAGCCACCAGGAUGCUGCCCUUGGGCAGGCCAGGGGAUGUCACUGCUGCAUCGGUGUCCCCAAGGGGGUGAAGACACCUGAAGAGCCCAGCAGAAGGUCAGUCCACGCCAGGAUACAACUUCAUAGUGAACAUAAAAACACCUCGAGCAGCUCCGUGAUCUGC
Messenger RNA from Corapipo altera (White-ruffed manakin), 1378 nucleotides. It is a transcript of the gene CTSE, whose product is annotated as cathepsin E. The transcript has 9 exons. NCBI's taxonomy places the organism in Eukaryota, Metazoa, Chordata, Aves, Passeriformes, Pipridae. The coding region runs from base 1 to 1182 and encodes 393 amino acids. The record is from RefSeq and is a predicted model, not a curated record. Gene Ontology annotation, cellular component: endosome. Gene Ontology annotation, molecular function: aspartic-type endopeptidase activity. Gene Ontology annotation, biological process: proteolysis.